CACAGUUACGUCAGUGUAUUUGGUGCGGCGCCUGAAUAACCGGACUUCCCCGAAAGGUUGGCGGUUACGCCAGACCAGGCGCAGUUCAUCGACAUCGACGAAGAGGCCACGACAUUAUGGCCAAGGCAAAAGCUCCACCACCAUCGUCUGGCGGGAAGGCUGCUAAGAAGAAGAAGUGGUCGAAGGGAAAGGUCAAGGACAAGGCCCAGCACGCCGUCGUCUGUGACAAGGUUACCUUCGAUCGUAUCAUGAAGGAAGCUCCUACCUGGCGUCUCAUCAGCCAGAGCAUUCUCAUUGAGAGGUUGAAAGUCAAUGGAAGCUUGGCACGCGUUGCCAUCAGACAUCUGGAGAAGGAGGGCUUGAUCAAACGCAUUGUGCACCACUCUGGUCAACUCAUUUACACCCGGCUAACAACCGCAUCAGACUAGAUUACUGGUCUUCUAUUCAUUAUGACCAUUCAUAAGCCCAUGUAUCUUCCACCCGCAACCAAAAUUUAUGCUUUCUGACUGGCAUUCGAUCGUCUGAAGCUCUGAGUAUCAGGAACUUGUAUGCAUUACGUCAAUGCUAAUUUUACGUCCGCCACCGAACUGCUACAUUCGAUGCGAUAAGUCCUCGAUGGAUGGGUCCAAUGAACUCGAAAGCGGUGACCAGUCGCUUACAUUCCCCUCUAUGGAUGCUUUUGUGAACAUG
Messenger RNA from Suillus paluster, 690 nucleotides. RefSeq names its product ribosomal protein S25. Gene Ontology annotation, cellular component: cytosolic small ribosomal subunit. NCBI's taxonomy places the organism in Eukaryota, Fungi, Basidiomycota, Agaricomycetes, Boletales, Suillaceae. The transcript is spliced from 5 exons. The coding region runs from base 117 to 428 and encodes 103 amino acids. Gene Ontology annotation, molecular function: structural constituent of ribosome. The record is from RefSeq and is a predicted model, not a curated record.